UGCCAGACAAAAUCUAUAAAACGGGCAUAAAUGCUUUUAUUUAGAACCAUUGAUCGAAAUAAGUCGAUGAGAACAUGUCGAGAAUUCUGCUUAGCUCGUUGGUUCUGAUUCUGAUUGCCAACUUGGCGAUGUCGGGACUGGUACCGAGUGUUUCUCUUAAUGGCGUUGAGAUCCAGCCAAUUGGUUAUAAUAAAUACCAGCUAAGAAUUAAACAUUCAGAUGGAUCUAUACUGGAAGAAACUGUGGAAAAGACCAACGCCAACCAAUAUGAAGUGAGGGGCCAGCUAAGCCAGCCACAAUUUAGCCCAUUUGGCAGACUAUUCCUUACCCACAAAGCAGCUGCUGAUAAAAGUGACUCCAAGGCAUAUGGCACAUAUCAGUAUGUUCAGCCAGUAAAAGAUCAGGGGAGAGAAGCGCAAAAGUCCGAUUCAGAUUAAACGUCUGCACAGCUUACAUAAUAAAUUGUUUAAAAGCCUUGCGAUAAAUCUUGUAGGCAAUAAAAUAUAAUGCAGAAUUCCUAAUAACUUA
Messenger RNA from Drosophila virilis, 528 nucleotides. RefSeq lists its product as uncharacterized. NCBI's taxonomy places the organism in Eukaryota, Metazoa, Arthropoda, Insecta, Diptera, Drosophilidae. The record is from RefSeq and is a predicted model, not a curated record.